This is a messenger RNA of Penicillium angulare, 1884 nucleotides long. Its product is annotated as RibD family protein. Gene Ontology annotation, molecular function: 5-amino-6-(5-phosphoribosylamino)uracil reductase activity. Bases 1 to 1884 code for a protein of 627 amino acids. NCBI's taxonomy places the organism in Eukaryota, Fungi, Ascomycota, Eurotiomycetes, Eurotiales, Aspergillaceae. The record is from RefSeq and is a predicted model, not a curated record. Gene Ontology annotation, biological process: riboflavin biosynthetic process. The transcript has a single exon.
AUGGCCCCUGCCAGCCACGAAUCAUCCGCGGUCCCACAGGUCGUUAUAACCACGAAAGCUCUAGCACCUCCACGAACGGAUCAACCCCAACCCAGAAAUGAGCCAAACGCGAAGGGGAAAGACCCAGAGUCUGGUCCCAUACCUGCGCCUGACAAAGUUACAGUAGACGAAGACCCGCGGCACCCUACAGAUACCCCAGCCCCCGUGGACUUGACGGGCGCCUUAGAGAAGCAAGCCCAGCGGAGCGACGCGAAUGAACCCCCACGGCAAAGCAGUCCACCCAACAAUAAUAAUGAGGCCAACGAGGCUGGUACGAGGUCCCCAGUGGGAGAGUCUACGGACAGUUUAAUCGAUAACCCACCAAACUUGGCGCGAAUUCGUCGACUGUUGUUCGAAUGCAAAGAUCCGAUUGAGAUCACCCAGGAGGAGUUUGAGACCUACUGGCCAUUCGUCGAUAAUUUCUGGGUUAAACAGAGAACAAACGCAAGCCAUGAUGGCCAUUGCACAACAGAGUACUAUAUGUGUCGGCUACGAAGAGCUACAAAUAAGCCGUCGGAGACAAAACCGCCAUUACCGGAGGGUAAGCGCCCACGCAAAAGACGCGCAAGAGAAGGUGGCAUUUGCAAUGUUUCGAUCAAGGUUGUGCGGUUUGAAGGCGCAUAUUCGGCGGUCACAAUAUACAGAACGCCAGGAAGUGAUGCCGCCCACUCUCAUGAUCUCGAGUAUAUUGACCGUGUCAAACGUAACUCUGGAGUUAUGGAGUAUGUUCGAAGAGAGUCAUUCAAAGGAUAUCUGCCUUCAUCGACUUACAAGGUACUUCUAGAGCAAAAGGAGAAACUCGAUGAUGCAGGAGGCAGCGGUCUUAGUGUGACGGAUGUGCGCAACGUUUCCGCCAAAUGGCGUAUACAAAACCCUGAGGUUGAGCUUAGAACCCACGAUGGCUGGGAGUACGUAGAAGGACGUGGUGUUGUUAAAACUCAAACGACCAGUCAGACACCACAACAGAAUCCUCCACCUACAUCAAUAUCAACAUCAACAUCCACUCCGCUACCGCUCGACACUCUAUCAUUUCCCACGUUCUCACUGGACUUUUUAGAGCCAUACCUACCUGCUAUACCUAAGCAUCACAAUGAAAAGCACGAGUUCCCCCAUGUUACUCUAUCGUAUGCCUCAUCUAUGGACUCGAAAAUUUCGCUGCGGGCUGGUAUGCAGACAGUGCUUUCUGGACCCGAGGCCAAACUUAUGACACAUUACCUUCGAUCCCGCCAUGACGCAAUCCUUGUUGGAGUUGGGACCGUACUCUCUGACAACCCCGGGUUGAACUGUCGCCUGGAAGGUGCUGGGGGUUUUGGAGGGCUGGGAAGAAUGUGGCAGCCCCGCCCAGUCGUUAUCGAUCCCACAGGACGCUGGCCAAUUCACCCCGAGGAUAGAAUGCUCCGAACUGCCGUCGAGGGUAAAGGCAGGGCUCCAUGGGUCGUGGUAUCACCGGGGGCAUCAAUUAAUGCCGACCACUUAAUGAUGCUCAAAGGAUAUGGCGGUGACUUUCUCCGGAUUAUGGAAUAUAAUCUAGCUUGGCGGAUAAGAUGGGAGGCCAUCCUUCGAUCUCUCGCCUUAGAGGGGAUCAAGAGUGUCAUGAUUGAAGGAGGUGGGACUGUUCUCAAUGAGUUAUUGAACCCGGAGUACAGCAACAUCGUCGACUCAAUUAUCGUGACUGUGGCACCUACUUACCUAGGCCAAGGAGGAGUCAGUGUCAGCCCAGAGUCAAAGCAGGACGUCGGGGGCAACCCCAAUGCUGCUUUGAACCCACACAGUGUAAAAUGGACUCCCCUGGGACAGAAUGUCAUCAUGUGUGGGAAGAUCCGAUCGCCUGAGCCACCGAAAUGA